Colletotrichum spaethianum is the source of this 2673-nucleotide messenger RNA. RefSeq names its product dolichol kinase sec59. The transcript is spliced from 2 exons. Gene Ontology annotation, molecular function: dolichol kinase activity. The record is from RefSeq and is a predicted model, not a curated record. Gene Ontology annotation, biological process: dolichyl monophosphate biosynthetic process. Gene Ontology annotation, cellular component: endoplasmic reticulum membrane. NCBI's taxonomy places the organism in Eukaryota, Fungi, Ascomycota, Sordariomycetes, Glomerellales, Glomerellaceae. Bases 1 to 2673 code for a protein of 890 amino acids.
AUGCCCGAGCACCUCGACCCAAACGCUCUCUUCGGCCACGAUACAGAAGAAAACGAUGAGAUCCGAACCCUUAGUCGAUCUCCCCAUCCCUACCACCACCUCAACACAGAGCUCCCCCAUGCCGCCCAUCGCCUAGCCUACCGUCCGUCCAAUGCGACACCGACGCCGCCGAGGACCUCGUCAGCAGACUCGAGCCGAACCCCGUCUCCUUUCCCCUCCUUCACCAAGGACUCGUCGCAGGGGAGCGAUAGUGGCACUGAAGCCGACGAUGAGCAUUUCUUGAAGGGGCUUCCGGCGCCCAAGGUGCGUUUGCACAAAGGGUUAAGGGGGCGCAAUGAAGUGCUUUCGGGCGCAUCCACGCCGCUGUUAUCCCCAGACCAGGAGGAAGAAGCCCUUCAGCGACAAAAGGAAAGAGAGGACCGGAAAGAGGCUCGCAGGUUUCUCAACGACCGCAACUACCGGCGUACCAAGGAGCUCAUUCGCCGGGUAUCCGAGUUCGUCAUUGUUGGCUCCCUCUUUGCGGUGGUUCGUUCAAAUCCAACGGUGAAGCCCGUCUUCUCCGUCUGGAGUCAAGAACUGCGCUUCCCAGCCGUACUGAUUACGUCGCUCAUGGUUCUCUAUCCUCUCCGACUGAUUGCAUGGUCGAUUCGCCACAAGACUUCGUUCAAAAAGUCGGCAAUCGCCGUCCCAACCGUUUUCGAUCCCGCCCCUAUUUUGUAUCCGCCGUCCCUGACGCUGCUGGUGUCACUUUUAAUAUCUCCUGACAAUCAGGCGGUCGUAUUGACAAACAUCGUUCUGAGCAUUUCUUCGAUACCCAAAUAUCUAAUUCCUACGGCACGAGCUCACGAAACAAUUAACCCUUUUCAAUGGGUCCUGUCUUGCAUACCGAUAUGGAUGUCACAACAUAGGACACCCACGUCGUACGCAAGACCAGCCGUCUCCCCAGAGACAGCCGUCCUUCUCUACCCGUUGCACCAAACACUCCUCGUGGUGCUGCAUUACCUUACAACGACAAGCUUGCUCACAGCCGAGCUGCAGCUGCUGUCGAUCGCCCUAAUCAACGUGCUGCUUCUCGCACAUUCACCUCAAGCCACUAUCCUCCAAGCACUCCUGUGGGGAGGCGGCGUGGGCGUCCUCGUCAUCUGCGGACCGGUGAUUCGAUGGGGGAUUGCCUUGGCUAGGGUUCCAAGGCUGCGGUUCAGGCGGGUUGUGACACCCACGAAGAAGCCGUCCGUCUUUGGGUUCCUCUCCGAAGGCUUGUCUAUGCGCCGUUUCAAGCAUGAACUGCUGGGUUCGUCGCUAGAGGAAUCAGCCUCAGAGCUAGGUGACUCCGAGGACGAGAUAAUCAAUGGGCCGUUCGCAAAACCCAUGAGAGUCAGGACGUUCGGCACGGCCGACAUGCCGUCUCAAGCAGACCGCAAGCUGAACGGCUCCCCAGACGGCAAGUCCCCAGAAUCACCAGAUAGCACCACCGUUGGCCGACGCAAUACCUUCCCGUACGCCCUGCAACGACCGCGGCCUCGAAGAUCCCUGACCCACACAUCGGCAGGCCGUAGAAAGCGCACCGCCUCGACUACCGUUCGCUCGUUCUUCAGACUGACGGAGGCCCAGGCCACCAUGAGAAAGUGGACGUACGCGACCUAUGUCUACAUCUGCAUCGUCGCCAUCAUCCUGGUGCCUGUGCGAGAGUACAUCGGCAGGUAUGCUCUGAAAGGCAACGAACCCGUCGGGUGGGCGCUGGGAUACCUCUUUGGCGAGCUGCCAUGGUUCAGGUUCAAAGUGGUGAUGGCGAAUAUCGAGAGAUGGAUCUGCUUGCCAACGCGCCAAGACGAAGGCACAAAGGCAGCCUGCCAUUUAGGCUGGGUGCAGCGCAUCCGGCUCUCCGACUUUGGCGAGGCGAAUACGCGACUGCUGAUGAGCGCCUACUGGCUUGCCGUUGUUAUUGUCGGCCUGACUGUGGUCAUCCGCUUGGACCCCAAGUACGAAGUGGACACGAGGCGAAAAGUGUUCCAUUUUAUGAUGGUCGGCAUGUUCCUACCGGCAACGUACGUUGACCCCGUUUUCGCGGCUCUGGCACUGUCCCUCGUUCUCGCAAUUUUCCUCAUUCUCGACCUCCUGCGAGCGAGUCAGCUACCGCCCCUGUCGCGACCCAUAGCCUCUUUUCUCACUCCUUAUGUCGACGGAAGAGACCACAAGGGCCCCGUCGUCAUUUCCCACCUAUUCCUGCUCAUCGGCUGCGCCAUCCCGCUUUGGCUGUCGCUGGCGACCCUCCCGCGCACUGGCAGCGGCUACCUGACCGGCUGGGAGGUACCGACGCGUGAAGUAAGCAUGGUGGCGGGCGUCAUCUGUGUCGGUUUAGGCGACGCAGCCGCAUCCCUCAUCGGCCGUCGCUACGGUCACAGGAAAUGGGUAUGGGGCGGCGGUAAGAGUCUCGAGGGCAGUUUGGCCUUUGCCGUUGCGGUGUUUCUCGGCCUCAUAGCGGCGACGACAUGGUUAAGGGUUGGGGGCUGGGCCGUUGCGGAGGACCAGCAGGUCGCCUGGCCGGCGGCUGCCCGCAACGCCGGCUUCUGCGCCAGCAUAGCGAGCCUGACAGAGGCCGUCUUGACCGGCGGAAACGAUAACGUUAUUGUGCCGGUGGUGCUGUGGACGUGUGUUAAAAGUGUAGGGGUGUAA